UUGUUUUGUUCACAGGGAAGGGGAUGAUAUGUUUCGACUCUCUCGAGCCACAUUACUGACCGAUAUGUUCGUAUUUGAUGUCUAAAGAGGUCUCAUUCUCUGUCAAGUGGAAUAUUGGCUUCCUUUUCAGAAGCUAGAUUAAGCGGUCGAGUCGGCAAUAAUGGCAGAGGAUGCGGGAGAGUUUUACGUUCGGUAUUAUGUGGGGCACAAGGGCAAAUUCGGCCACGAGUUUCUCGAGUUCGAAUUUCGUCCUGAUGGCAAGCUUCGUUAUGCGAACAAUUCAAACUAUAAAAAUGAUACCAUGAUUCGCAAAGAGGUUUUUCUAACCGAGGCCGUGCUCAGAGAAUGUCGUCGGAUUAUCUCAGAGAGCGAGAUCAUGAAGGAAGAUGACAAUAACUGGCCUGAGCCUGAUAGAGUUGGGCGACAGGAGCUUGAAAUAGUGAUGGGGAAUGAACACAUUUCAUUUACAACUUCCAAAAUAGGGUCAUUGGUUGAUGUGCAGAGCAGCAAGGAUCCUGAAGGCCUUCGUAUUUUUUAUUAUCUCGUUCAGGAUCUUAAGUGCUUUGUGUUCUCCCUCAUUGGCUUGCACUUUAAGAUAAAACCUAUCUAAAUAUUUCAAUGCAGCAUUUUGAAAGAUGUGAUGUACAAUGUGAAGGUUUUUUAAGAGCAUGGGCUACGUGAAUGAAAAUUGCUUCUAAUUUUUAGAAACUCUGUAGUGGCUGUCGUGUCUAUAUAUUGAGGAAGAAGGUGGUUAGUUGCUUUCAUUUGGGGCAUUAAUACAGAAUUUUGUGUGGUCUCUUGGCAACUAUAACUCAAUGUGAGAUUUUGCGUGAUGUGCUACAGUCACUGGGUUACUUGCAAGCUGCUUUCUAAUUACAGAAGUAUAUGUGGUCUCAUUAUUACUAUAAAUUGAUGUGGGAUUUUUGGGUCAUGAGCGAGAGUCAAUGAGUUUCUUACAACACAUUUCUUCAAAUUAUUUCAGCUUUGUUUGGACAUUCUGCAAAUUGUAUCUUAUUGUGAAACAUGUACACUGAUUUUUUCCUAGAAAACUAUUGAUAACUUAUGAGUUAGAAUAUUGCAAUAUUAUUAUACAGCUGAUAUGUACCAUAUUGUUGACAA
Messenger RNA from Cryptomeria japonica (Japanese cedar), 1119 nucleotides. RefSeq names its product protein mago nashi homolog 2. The transcript is spliced from 3 exons. Gene Ontology annotation, biological process: RNA splicing. NCBI's taxonomy places the organism in Eukaryota, Viridiplantae, Streptophyta, Pinopsida, Cupressales, Cupressaceae. Gene Ontology annotation, cellular component: exon-exon junction complex; nucleus. The coding region runs from base 161 to 610 and encodes 149 amino acids. The record is from RefSeq and is a predicted model, not a curated record.